AGCUGAGCCUCGGCCAUAGUAGGAUUUGUAACUUCGUUUGCUGUCUGUUCUGCUUUAAAGAAGCGCUCAAUUCGAUAAUAUAAGACCGGAAGUUUUCAACAGCUAAAUACUCUGAGGUGCGUUAUCAGUAGGAUGGUGUUGGGACAUGAACUUUCAGUUUUUCCGGAGAAAGUGACACAAUGAUUUGACUACUAUGAGAUACAUAAUUAUCUUGGUUUUGUUGUUACUAAAUGUCAUAAAUGCUGCUAAAAGUCACUUGGAUAUGGCCUGGGCUCAAGGAUCCAUCAAGAACAGAUCAAGCAGGGAUGUUUCGUGCAGAGAGGGCUUGGAGUAUGAACAUGAUAACAUCUGCUGCCUGAACUGCCCUGCUGGAACCUAUGUGAAAAAGGCCUGCGUUAGGCAUUCAGAAAAAGGAGUUUGUGAGCCAUGUGAGUUUGAUAAAUUCACUGAGCAUGACCAUGGACUGCGGAUGUGUUUAUCAUGCUCCAAGUGCCGUAUAGAUGAGGAAACCGUAGAGAAAUGCACAAAUACCCAGAAUACACGGUGCAAGUGCAAACAGGGGUCAUUUUGUUUACCUGACCAGCCAUGUGAGGUGUGCAAGAAAUGCAGCAGAUGCAAAGAGGAUGAAGAGAUUGUACAAAGCUGUACAGACAUUUCCAACACCGUUUGUAGAAAGAGAAGCUCCUUGGGCAACUCCAACUCAGUGACAUUCAUUAUUGUUGUGACAUUAGUUGCAAUGCUGGCAUUGAUUGUGGGUAUCGUCUACUGGACAAAGUCAAAACCAAGUAAAAGAGCAGUAACAUCAAGAAGUCCAAGGGAAAUGGUUAAGAUCUGUAUGGGUGACAGUGAGGAAGUGAAGGAGGAGAGGCAGAAUGCCCACAACUCCAGGAUGGAUGACUCCUCUCAGUCGUUUCUUGAGGAAAACUAUGUGGAAAGAGAGUCAUUAAGAAGACUUGUUCCUUUGAAUGGAGAAGAAUCGUUGAAGAAAACCUUUGAUUUCUUUGAAGAAAUGGAUGUCCAUUAUCAUAACAGAUUCUUCAGGUUCAUCGGACUGAGUGAUAAUUCAAUCAAAAGUGCAGACUCUCUCUUUCCGGAAGAUAGAGUUUACGAACUGUUAAAAAUCUGGAUGGAAAAGGAGGGACUGAAGGCAGAUUUCAACAGUCUUAUUGAAGCAUUAAUCUAUUUAGACCAAAGGCUGUCAGCAGAAAAUAUCAUUUCAAAGGCAAUUAGUAAUGGUUGCUUUAAAUAUGAAGAUGAAUGACUGGAAACAUACAAAUAUCAUCAAAGAAAAAGCUUUUGAGUUUAAUUUUGUGCAUGGCUUACCUUAUGUAGCCUUACUUCCCAACAAUUUCAAAAUGGAAAGUGUUUCACUGACAUAACAUUUCUUAUGUUGGCCAAGAGUGUGUAAAUUUUUAGAUAAGAUGCUA
Molecule: messenger RNA, 1427 nt
Organism: Labeo rohita (rohu)
Lineage: Eukaryota; Metazoa; Chordata; Actinopteri; Cypriniformes; Cyprinidae
Gene: hdr
Product: hematopoietic death receptor
Exons: 10
Coding region: 194-1261 (355 amino acids)
Biological process (GO): positive regulation of apoptotic process; TRAIL-activated apoptotic signaling pathway
Cellular component (GO): plasma membrane; cell surface
Molecular function (GO): protein binding
Source: RefSeq, a predicted model, not a curated record